AUGGCCGCUCUAAUCGCCGUCCUCGCCGCCGCCUUCCUCCUCCUCUUCUACUUCACCGUCAUCUCCAAGCUCUGCCGUCGCUCUCGCAACCGUCGCAGAAUCAACCGAUUUAUCGACUCCGAAACCUCUGACCCACUCUCAAGAGUUGACUCGCUGAUUCACGACCCAACUCGGCCGAACUCGUCCGCCUCAGGUCUCGACGACGCCUUUAUUCGCCAGAUCACGGUGUUUAAGUAUCGGAGAGAGGAUAAGUUAGUCGACGGCACGGAAUGCGCCGUGUGUCUCACUGAGUUCAAUGAGAAUGAGAAUCUACGGUUGAUGCCUAACUGUGAGCAUGCUUUCCAUCUGCCUUGUAUUGAUACUUGGCUUAAGACUCACUCUAAUUGCCCGCUCUGUCGGUCUACUAUGAAUUUAGCUCCGCCCCUUCGAUCCUUCUCGGGUUCGGGUCCUGCUCCCAACUCCAACACGAACUCGAACUCGAACGCGGUUGGUGUUGCGGCGUUGCGGGUUGAGAGGAGGAGUAACGACGCCGUUUUGAUGAUCCGGGAGUUGGAAGGCCGGGUUCAAGUUUUGGAGGCUACGCAAGAUGAUGAGGUAGGAAGUGGUGGGUGUGGGAAUUUUCAGGGGAGAGAAACAAAAUUAGAAAUUAAUGAUGAUAAUAAUACUAUUAGUAACAAUACAGGUAAUAAUAAUGAUAAUUCAAGAUGA
Molecule: messenger RNA, 708 nt
Organism: Chenopodium quinoa (quinoa)
Lineage: Eukaryota; Viridiplantae; Streptophyta; Magnoliopsida; Caryophyllales; Amaranthaceae
Product: RING-H2 finger protein ATL51-like
Exons: 1
Coding region: 1-708 (235 amino acids)
Biological process (GO): protein ubiquitination
Molecular function (GO): transferase activity
Source: RefSeq, a predicted model, not a curated record